Megalobrama amblycephala (Wuchang bream) is the source of this 1482-nucleotide messenger RNA. RefSeq names its product thy-1 membrane glycoprotein-like. The record is from RefSeq and is a predicted model, not a curated record. Lineage: Eukaryota; Metazoa; Chordata; Actinopteri; Cypriniformes; Xenocyprididae. The transcript has 6 exons. Bases 522 to 1004 code for a protein of 160 amino acids.
AUGUGCUUUUCGCUUCUCCACGAAAAAUAUUCUGUAUGCUCCAGUAUACCAGAGUGGGAGAAGUUGUCGCCCCGUUGCUCCACUGAUUAUUUCUCUUAAUUACAGAAUUACAGUGCUGAAUCUCAACAAGUGGUCGUGUGGUCCUUGUGUGAAUGUGAGAGUGACCGGUCCAGACACGCUACACUUGGUGUCAAAGCUGGGAAGGUUGUGUACUCGCAGAUGUAGGUGGAUUCAUCCGACAGUUUUAGUUUGUUGAAGACUACGGUGGUGUCCUCCAGGGAAGGUGUGCGCUGGCGGAUGGCGGGAUUCUUGAAGCGCACACGCUCUUUAAAGGGGUUCAGCACCGACACGCCCAGGGUUGGAUUGGCAAUGGCCACGUUCUGCUUAGUGCCAUUGACCAGCUUCUGCCAGGUGACCUGGGAGAUUUUUACAGCUUUAUGCACCAGAAAGAGUCACCUGCCAAAGCAUCACAGACUGGGAUUAAAACAGGACGACCAUAAAGUCUCUGAAAGAACUUUGUAAUGAACACAUUUAACAAUAUGUUUGGGUGGAUUCUUCUUCUGGGAGUUCUGAUGAGCCCAGUGUUGUGUCAGGAUGAGGAGAGUGUAAUUACAGUAUGCCAAGAGGAAGAUAAAGACCUCAGAGUGGACUGCCUUCUGGAGCCCAAACCCAACUACCACACAGACUAUGAGUUCUCCAUGUCCAAAGGCCAAAAAGAGACCAUCAUAAACACAAACAUCUCUGGAAUCAUGCCUGAACCCAAGUUCAGGCACAACACAUUUGUGACAGAGCUCGAACCAUACGGAUUCAGGCUGACCAUUAUGAGCUUCUCCAUCACUGAGAAUACAACGUUCAUUUGUAAAGUAACCAAGAUCCAGAAGACUCUGUUUGUUGAAUUAGAUAGCAUCCAGCCCUGCUCUGCCAUCAGUGUGUUUCUGCUGGGUUAUCCUUGGCUCAGUCUCCUGAUUCCUCUGUGCAUCAUACAUCUAUCGGAAGCCUUUUAAGAACAGGAUUCUCUGCUGGUCAGCUACAGGAUGUGCAAAUGCAUUUCCAGACUCUAAAUAAAGUAUUUAUGUAGAUUUUGCAGCAAAUUUCAGUAUUUUUAAAAAUGCUUUUCAAUCUACAUGCUCUGCCUUUACUGUGAAGUACCGGUUGCUGCCUUUAUGAGGGUAUUUAUUUACUUUAUGCCUUUUUACGUGUCUAGCCAAAGCACAAGUGAAGAAGACAUGUCCUGUAUGCAAUAAGUAUUUUUAGGGUUCUUGAAUAUUAAGGGGUGCCAACAUUGUUGAGCAAUUUUUCUGCUCCUUAGAAAAGUAAAAAAAGUUAAUGUUACAAUGAUAGUGCCAUCAAUGCUUUCAAUAAAAUGCACAAUACACAGUUUGUGUUAAUUAGUGUGCAGAUAAAUACAGUACAGUCCAAAAGUUUGGAACCACUAAAAGAAGUUUCGUCUGCUCACCAAGGCUACAUUUAUUUAAUUAAAAA